Lineus longissimus is the source of this 1602-nucleotide messenger RNA. Its product is annotated as complex I intermediate-associated protein 30, mitochondrial-like. Gene Ontology annotation, cellular component: mitochondrion. Lineage: Eukaryota; Metazoa; Nemertea; Pilidiophora; Heteronemertea; Lineidae. Bases 347 to 1243 code for a protein of 298 amino acids. Gene Ontology annotation, biological process: mitochondrial respiratory chain complex I assembly; mitochondrial electron transport, NADH to ubiquinone. The record is from RefSeq and is a predicted model, not a curated record. The transcript has 4 exons.
GGGCGUCAAAGUAUAUAGUAGUUGGAACAGGUUGGACUCAUUCAUGAACAUGGAAACGGCCUGCGUCUUAAGAAACGGACAAAACGGACCCCGUGCCACCAAAGAGCCCGCAAAACACCGGAUACGGAAAUAGCGCCAUCUUCCCGAGGUCAACAAAAUGGUGGCCUGAGUGUGGGUUGACGAAAUUUGGGUAUAUCCUGGCAUUUAUACACUUUUCUGAAGUCAUAUUAUCGCUGUUAUCCGUGUUCAAUGUAAGGAAACGACAGUGAUGUACCGUCUACUGCUAUGAGUAUGAUUAGCUAGCUACAAGCAGUAGUUUGAGUUAAUUGGAACACCAAUAUCAAGAAUGUCGUUCCUUGCAGCUUUGGCAAGGAUCCCUCCAAAGGCAAAGGGAAUCCAGAAGUUGCUUUGCCCUGGAAAACCAGUCUAUGUGCCGUCUGCCUCUUCAUUCUGGGAGCCUGACAAGAAGGGUGGAUAUGAAACUGAGAUAAAGCGUCCUGUGAAGAAAAUGGUGAAAGACGGACUAGGAGAACUGGCUAAAGAAAUAAAAUUAUUUGGAGUAGAAAUGAAAGACAAAUUUGAAUUGGACCAAAUUUACUUUGUGCAUCACAUGGACUAUGCUUACUUUGCUAAAUUUGACAAUCAGGAGAGAAUCAAUUCUUGGGUAGUGUCUUGUGAUAAAGACCAUAAUGAAGGCAAAAGUGAAGCUGACUUUGUGUUGAGUAAAGACAACAAUGGGUUAUUUCAUGGAAGAAUUAACACUGAAGUACCCAAGGAUGGCAAGAUCAAGAAAGCUGGCUAUGUCAACAUGAGAUCGCCAAGAAGAAUGAAAUCCUUCAAAAGGUCAAUACCAUAUGAUUACUUUGCGGAUUUCACUCAUUUAGUGAUACGCUGUCGAGGAGAUGGGAGACCUUAUAUGAUGAAUUUAGCAAUGGACAUGUACUAUGAUAUCAAUUGGAACGAUCAGUUCAGUUAUCCACUAUUUACCAGAGGUGGGCCCUAUUGGCAAACGUCAAAGAUACCAUUUUCAAAGUUUUUUCGAGCCAGCAAAGGACGUAUUCAAGAUAAACAGGAAAAAGUGAUUUUGGAAAAAGUAGCCCACCUUGGUUUUACAUGUGCAGACCAGAACUCGGGACCUUUUCUAUUAGAAAUAGACUAUAUAAUGUUGCUCAGAGAUGAAAAUCACUCUGAAGAUUUUGCUUAUGAAUCCUAUGAAACAACCCCAGGAAUUGUGGGAUGUUGACAACAAUUGAACUCUGUGAUUAGAUUGAGAGUCUUGAGAACUCUGUAAACCUUUUAUUUUCUUGAGCCUGAUAUUUAUGUUAAUGUAGGGCUCUCUGAAUAUAUAAAAUGGUGCGGAAAUUCCUAAUCAGAUGGUCUUGUAAUUGGGAAAACCAUUUGCAGUAAUCAGUUGAAUAGGAAUCGUAAAAUCCCUAGUCUUUUUCAUGGAGACCAGGGACACCAAAACAAUGCGGUUUACAGGACUGGUUUACAGCAUGACUAGUUUUCUUUAAAAAAUGUCUUUCAUUGUUUUCUUUUUUGUUUGAAAAGACGCUGGGGCAUUUAUGUGAAUGUGUUCUGAUCAUGGGUGAAAUAAAGCUG